UGUUGGCGUGGGGCUGAGGCGGCGCCGGCGGAGCCCAGCGCCCGCGACUGGCUGCGCAACAGGUUCUCCGCGGCGACCUGAGACCCCCCGGCCGGCGGCCGAGCAGGACCUCCCCGCGCCUGCCCGCCGCGCUGCGGGGCUCAGGAGCGCGAGGGCGCGCGGUGACGUUGGGGAGGCGCGGCGCGGCGCCAGGUAUUCAUGGUGGUGCUGGUGAAGUCAGGAAUGAGAUCAGCCUUCUACAGAUACAAAAUUGAGAAACUUGAAUACUCAUGAAGUAACAUUGAACCUGGGCUCUGAGAUGGCUGACAGCUAGCAAGGAAAAUUCAGGACCAUGAUGGCUCAGUUUCCCACAGCUAUGAAUGGGGGGCCAAACAUGUGGGCUAUUACCUCUGAAGAACGUAGUAAGCACGACAAACAAUUUGAUCACCUCAAGCCUUCAGGAGGUUACAUAACAGGUGAUCAAGCACGUACUUUUUUCUUACAAUCAGGUCUGCCAGCUCCUGUUUUAGCUGAAAUAUGGGCCUUGUCAGACCUGAAUAAGGAUGGGAAGAUGGAUCAGCAAGAGUUCUCCAUAGCUAUGAAACUCAUCAAACUAAAGCUUCAAGGCCAACAGUUGCCUGUGGUUCUCCCUCCCAUUAUGAAACAACCCCCUAUGUUCUCUCCAUUAAUUUCUGCUCGUUUUGGGAUGGGAAGCAUGCCCAAUCUGUCCAUUCCUCAGUCAUUGCCUCCAGUUGCCCCUAUAAACGCACCCUUGUCCUCUGCAACUUCAGGGACCAGUCUUCCUCCCUUAAUAAUGCAAGCUCCCCUAGUGCCUUCUGUUAGUACAUCGUCAUUACCAAAUGGAACCGCCAGUCUCAUCCAGCCUUUGUCCAUUCCUUACUCUUCUUCAACAUUGCCUCAUACAUCAUCUUACAGUCUGAUGAUGGGAGGAUUUGGUGGUGCUAGUAUACAGAAGGCCCAGUCUUUGAUUGAUUUAGGAUCUAGUAGCUCAACUUCCUCAACUGCUUCACUCUCAGGGAACUCACCCAAGACUGGCACUUUAGAGUGGGCAGUUCCUCAGCCUUCAAGAUUAAAGUAUCGGCAAAAAUUCAAUAGCCUUGACAAAAGCAUGAGUGGAUACCUCUCAGGUAAGCAGCACAUAAUGCUUAUGAGGACUCUUGCUGACAUUGAUGGGGAUGGACAGCUAAAAGCUGAAGAGUUUAUUCUUGCAAUGCACCUCACCGACAUGGCCAAAGCUGGGCAGCCACUGCCACUGACUCUGCCUCCUGAGCUCGUCCCUCCCUCAUUCAGAGGAGGAAAGCAAACUGAUUCAAUUAAUGGAAGUCAGCCUUCCUAUCAGAAGACACAAGAAGAAGAACCUCAAAAGAAAUUACCAGUUACUUUUGAGGACAAGCGGAAAGCCAACUAUGAGCGAGGGAAUGUGGAACUGGAGAAGCGGCGCCAGGCCCUGAUGGAGCAGCAACAGCGGGAGGCAGAACGGAAAGCCCAGAAAGAAAAGGAGGAGUGGGAACGGAAGCAGAGAGAAUUACAAGAACAAGAAUGGAAGAAACAGCUUGAAUUAGAAAAGCGCUUGGAGAAACAGAGGGAAUUGGAGAGACAACGGGAGGAAGAAAGAAGAAAAGAAAUAGAAAGACGAGAGGCAGCAAAACAGGAACUUGAACGACAACGUCGUUUAGAAUGGGAGAGAAUUCGUCGACAGGAGCUUCUCAAUCAAAAGAAUAGAGAACAAGAAGAAAUUAUCAGGUUAAACUCUAAAAAGAAGAGUCUUCACCUUGAGUUGGAAGCACUGAAUGGCAAACACCAGCAGAUCUCAGGCAGGUUACAAGAUGUCCGACUCAGAAAGCAAACACAAAAGACUGAGCUGGAAGUUCUGGAUAAGCAGUGCGACCUGGAAAUUAUGGAAAUCAAGCAGCUUCAGCAAGAACUUCAGGAAUAUCAAAAUAAGCUUAUUUAUUUGGUACCUGAGAAGCAAUUAUUAAAUGAAAGAAUUAAAAACAUGCAGCUGAAUAACACACCUGAUUCAGGGAUUAGUUUACUUCAUAAGAAAUCAGUAGAAAAGGAAGAAUUAUGCCAAAGACUUAAAGAACAAUUAGAUGCCCUUGAAAAGGAAACUGCAUCUAAGCUGUCAGAAAUGGAUUCAUUUAAUAAUCAAUUGAAGUGUGGGAAUAUGGAUGACUCUGUUCUUCAGUGCCUUUUGUCUCUGCUAAGCUGUCUCAACAACCUCUUCCUCUUACUUAAGGAACUGAGAGAAAGCUACAAUACACAGCAGCUAGCCCUUGAGCAGCUUCAUAAGAUCAAACAUGACAAGUUGAAGGAAAUUGAAAAAAAAAGAUUAGAGCUAAUACAGAAAAAGAAACUAGAAGAUGAGGCUGCAAGGAAAGCAAAGCAAGGAAAAGAAAAUUUAUGGAGAGAAAGUCUUAGAAAGGAGGAAGAAGAGAAACAAAAGCGACUUCAGGAAGAAAAGACACAAGAAAAAUUUCAAGAGGAAAAAAAACCUGAAAAAGAGAAAAAAUGUGAGACAGCUACUGCUUUGGUGAAUUAUAGAGCAUUAUACCCUUUUGAAGCAAGGAACCAUGAUGAGUUGAGUUUCAAUUCUGGGGAUAUAAUUCAGGUUGACGAAAAAACCAUAGGAGAGCCUGAUUGGCUUUAUGGCAGUUUUCAAGGAAACUUUGGCUGGUUUCCAGGCAACUAUGUAGAAAAAAUGCCAUCAAAUGAGAAAACUAUGUCUCCUAAGAAGGCCUUACUUCCUCCUACAGUGUCUUUAUCUGCUACCUCAACUUCUUCUGAACCACUUUCUUCAAAUCAACCAGCAUCAGUGACUGAUUAUCAAAAUGUAUCUUUUUCAAACCUAACUGUUAAUACAUCAUGGCAGAAAAAAUCAGCUUUUACUCGCACUGUGUCCCCUGGGUCCGUAUCACCUAUUCAUGGACAGGGGCAGGUUGUAGAAAACCUGAAAGCACAGGCCCUUUGUUCCUGGACUGCAAAGAAAGAUAACCACCUGAAUUUCUCCAAGCAUGAUGUCAUUACCGUCUUGGAGCAGCAAGAGAAUUGGUGGUUUGGGGAGGCGCAUGGAGGGAGAGGAUGGUUUCCAAAAUCUUACGUCAAGAUCAUUCCUGGGAGUGAAGUAAAGCGUGGAGAACCAGAAGCUUUGUAUGCACCUGUAAAUAAGAAACCUACCUCCACAGCCCAUCCAGUUGGAGAAGAAUAUAUUGCACUUUAUCCAUAUUCAAGUGUAGAGCCAGGAGAUUUGACUUUCACUGAAGGUGAAGAAAUACUGGUGACACGAAAAGAUGGAGAAUGGUGGACAGGAAGUAUUGGAGAUAAAACUGGAAUUUUCCCAUCCAACUAUGUCAAACCAAAAGAUCAAGAGAAUUUGGGGAGUGCUAGCAAAUCUGGAACAUCAAACAAAAAACCUGAAAUUGCCCAAGUCACUUCAGCAUAUGUUGCUUCUGGUGCUGAACAACUUAGCCUUGCACCAGGACAACUAAUAUUAAUCCUAAAGAAAAAUACAAGUGGGUGGUGGCAAGGGGAGUUACAGGCCAGAGGAAGAAAACGACAGAAGGGCUGGUUCCCUGCCAGCCAUGUUAAACUUCUGGGUCCAAGUAGUGAAAGAACCACACCUGCCUUUCAUGCUGUGUGUCAGGUGAUUGCUAUGUAUGACUAUGUAGCAAACAAUGAGGAUGAGCUCAAUUUCUCCAAGGGACAAUUUAUUAAUGUUAUGAACAAAGACGACCCUGACUGGUGGCAAGGAGAGAUCAAUGGGAUAACUGGUCUUUUCCCUUCAAACUAUGUGAAGAUGACUACAGAGUCAGAUCCAAGUCAACAGUGGUGCGCUGAUCUCCAAGCCCUGGACACAAUGCAGCCAGCUGAGAGGAAGAGACAGGGCUACAUCCACGAGCUGAUUCAGACAGAAGAGCGGUACAUGGAUGAUCUGCAGCUUGUCAUUGAGGUUUUUCAGAAGCAGAUGGCAGAGUCAGGCUUGCUCACAGAAGGAGAAAUGACCUUGAUCUUUGUCAACUGGAAGGAGCUCAUCAUGUCCAACACAAAGUUGCUCAAGGCCUUGCGGGUCCGGAAGAAGACUGGGGGUGAAAAGAUGCCUGUGCAGAUGAUCGGGGACAUCCUUGCAGCCGAGCUGUCCCACAUGCAGGCCUACAUCAGGUUUUGCAGCUGUCAGCUAAAUGGAGCAGCCCUAUUACAGCAGAAGACAGAUGAAGAUGCAGAAUUCAAAGACUUUUUAAAGAAGCUGGCAUCAGACCCUCGAUGUAAAGGGAUGCCCCUCUCUAGCUUCCUGCUAAAGCCCAUGCAGAGGAUCACCCGCUACCCUCUGCUCAUCAGAAGCAUUCUGGAGAACACUCCAGAGAGUCACGUGGACCAUUCCUCCCUGAAGCUGGCCCUUGAGCGGGCUGAGGAGCUUUGCUCUCAAGUGAAUGAAGGAGUUCGGGAAAAGGAAAACUCAGACCGAUUGGAGUGGAUCCAGGCACAUGUGCAGUGUGAAGGUCUCACAGAGCAACUUAUUUUCAACUCCCUCACCAACUGCCUGGGGCCCCGAAAACUUUUGCACAGUGGGAAAUUAUACAAGACCAAGAGCAAUAAGGAGCUGCAUGGAUUUCUCUUCAAUGACUUCCUGCUUCUCACCUACAUGGUUAAGCAGUUUGCUGUUUCCUCUGGGUCAGAGAAACUUUUCAACUCCAAGUCCAAUGCUCAGUUCAAAAUGUAUAAAACACCCAUUUUCCUGAAUGAAGUCUUGGUGAAACUGCCCACAGACCCUUCCAGCGAUGAGCCUGUCUUCCACAUCUCCCACAUUGAUCGGGUCUACACCCUCCGAACAGACAACAUUAAUGAGAGGACGGCCUGGGUCCAGAAGAUCAAGGCGGCCUCUGAGCAGUACAUUGACACAGAAAAGAAGAAACGUGAGAAGGCCUAUCAAGCCCGCUCUCAGAAGACUUCAGGCAUUGGACGUCUGAUGGUGCAUGUCAUUGAAGCGACAGAGUUAAAAGCCUGCAAACCCAAUGGAAAGAGCAAUCCGUACUGUGAAGUCAGCAUGGGCUCCCAGAGCUAUACCACCAGAACCCUCCAGGACACUCUAAACCCCAAGUGGAAUUUCAACUGCCAGUUCUUUAUCAAGGAUCUGUACCAAGAUGUGCUAUGUCUCACCAUGUUUGACAGAGACCAGUUUUCUCCAGAUGAUUUCCUGGGCCGUACUGAAAUUCCACUGGCAAAAAUUCGAACAGAACAAGAAAGCAAAGGCCCUACCACCCGCCGACUCCUGCUGCAUGAGGUUGCCACAGGGGAGGUCUGGGUCCGAUUUGACCUGCAGCUUUUUGAACAAAAAACUCUCCCAUAGGGGACCUGAGGGCAGCGCCAGAGGAUCCGCACCAGGGCUGGGGCUGCGAGCAUCACGGCUUCAUCCAUCACAAAGCCACACACGCCGGGCGUAUAUCUUAUUGCACACUAAAGCACUAGCAAUCUAUGCAAACAUGACCUUUCCUAUAAAACCCCACAGCGCAGUGCCUUGUACUAGUGUUAACAGUUCCACUGGGUUUCGAUGCAUGGUUUCCAUUUUCAGGGCUAUAAAAGUAUUAUGUGGAAAUAAGGCAUCGGACCACCAGAUGUUACCGCUUGGCAAAUGUGUCCACCGUGGAGUGGCUUGGUGACGCUGGGACCAUCCCACACCAUGUGACCUCCGCCAGUCCCAGCACUCAGGAGGCAAGGGGCCGGGAUGACAUGCUGCGGUGCGGUGCUCACACAGCCUGAUGAUGAAUAGCGUCUACUUGUGCACUGAAAACCACCAGAAACUUGAUCACUUUAUUCCUGACUAGGUUUAUCAUUCUCUGCUAAGACAAUAUAGUUUUAAAUAUAAGAGGGAAAGCUUGAUAUACCUUAAAUACUGUGAACUCUAAUAAUGUGGGAAAUAUUUUUCAACUUUAAUUUUCUGAACUAUAAAUUAUUUAUGUAAAUUCCUUGUUUUGCAUACUUCAUAGGACAUGCAUCUGGAAGCUUUGUCAUUGCCAAUAUGUACAGAAAGAGAAUAAAAAUGUAAGUUUAUGAAUGUAA
This is a messenger RNA of Octodon degus (degu), 6054 nucleotides long. It is a transcript of the gene Itsn2, whose product is annotated as intersectin 2. Lineage: Eukaryota; Metazoa; Chordata; Mammalia; Rodentia; Octodontidae. The transcript is spliced from 40 exons. Gene Ontology annotation, biological process: positive regulation of Rho protein signal transduction. Bases 332 to 5344 code for a protein of 1670 amino acids. Gene Ontology annotation, molecular function: guanyl-nucleotide exchange factor activity; calcium ion binding; protein binding. The record is from RefSeq and is a predicted model, not a curated record.